AUAUUAACGGGAUUUUUUUUUGAGGCAAAUUUUCAUCGUUUUUAUCGUUUUUGCCGAUUUCUUGAAGGGGGUCCUCGCGGAACAUGACAGAACGCUAACCAAACCGGACAAGACCGGAGCACCACGCCCCAAGAAGACGAAUCUUGUCGGUGUGUCUGUUCGCAUCCCUCGGUUCGAGUGUGUGUUUGUGUGUGUCACUGUCCGUGUGUGCGUCACGACAAAACCAAUUUCUUCACCGCUAAGACAAGUAACGUAAAAAAGAAAGCAAGCCAACGAUGCUCAGCUGUGAGUAACAGCUGUCACGGACACACGCGUGCGAACACACACACAAACACUUUUUUUUUUGCAUCAUCCUUAGAAGAAGAAAAGGCUCAAAGUUGGGUGAGAAUGUGGUGGGUUGAGGAAAUUCCUUGGCUCAAUCUGGCCAGCUGCGAACGAGACCAGCUCGCUUAAGGUCAAGCACGCGUGUUUGUGCGGGUGUGUGUGUGCGUUAUCGGCUGUGUUUUAAAGCUGCUGGAGAUAAGUGGUGUGAGUUAGCUCUCGUUGGGAGCGAGAAUAUCAAACACACAGGAAAAUAAGGCGAAAAAUGCUGCCGGCGUCGGUGAUUCGGUGGUUCGACCUUUGGAUUUUACUCGGCAUGGUAGUGGCGCUGCUGGUGGAAGAAUGCCACCAGGUGGUAGCACUGCAGCUGACGGAAAUCAACGUACCGGAUAUCGUCGACUACCGCCAUCCGGUGACAAUGUCCUGCUCGUACGACCUGGGCGAGAACCAGCUCAACUCGGUCAAGUGGUACAAGGGAAACGAGGAGUUUUACCGGUUCGCCCCGAUGCUGAACCCCCGCUUCAAGGACUUCCCGGUGGAGGGCGUCCAGGUGGUGACGCCCGAAAGUCUCUGCAAUCAGUUCCUGUGCCAGAUCUGGCUGACGAACCUGAGCCGGCACUCGAGUGGCCAGUACCGGUGUGAGGUUUCGGGCGAUGCGCCCCAGUUUGCGCUGGCCAACGGGAGCAAAAACAUGACCGUGGAGGCGCUCCCGCAGCACGACCCCAUCAUCAGUGGCCACAUGGUCACCUACAGCCCGGGGGACGUGCUGGAGGCGAACUGCACCUCGGACGUGGCCAGCCUGUCGCCGCGGCUGUACUUCUUCAUCAACGAGAAGGCGGUCCCCGUGGAGUACCUGCAGCAGCUGCAGGAAACCUCGCUGGAGCUGGACGGGUACACGCUCAAGUCGCGCACGCUCGAGAUGCAUCUGCCCCUGCAGCGACUCUUCCCGAAGGAGGUGGACCACGCGACGCUGCACAUCAAGUGUAUCGCCACGAUCGACGGGCUGCGGUCGGCGGGUCGCGAAAGUACCGCCAUCGUGACCGUCCAGAGCCCGCACUGGCUGUGGAUCAUCAGCCGGAGUGGUGGGGUCAGCAGCAGCGCCGGGGGAACCAGUUGGCGGCUUUUGGCUUUCAUCACUCUUCAGCUCCUGAUCCAUCGAUUGAACUGCGGCCACAAUCAACGUUUCCAGUUGGGCACGAUCUAGUUAAAAGAUUUAAAAAGGGCCACUUAUGUGCAAGUGAUUUAACGUUCAAAAAUUAGCAAUGCAGAGAACAGUUAGACAGAACAUUCCUUCGUAAAAUCUUCAAACAUUAUCAACAUAUUCUCGGCAAAACGAAACUAAUUCAAUGCCAAAGUUUGGCCCUGCCACGCAAAACAUAUUGCCAAAAGAAGGAUGAGUGUUAAUUUUGAGAAAGUACGUGAAUUCCCGUGAAAUACGUGAUUUUUCCCCUUUUUGGCUAAUUAUUUGCAUAAUCACAGCUAAGAGAGGUGGAGAGGGCUGGCCAGUGGAAAUUUUUCUCCGGGAAAAACUCGUGCAAAUGAGUUUGCAAAGUUGGCACGCAAACAUGUGUGUGUGUGUGUGUGAGGAGUAUCCUUAAGAUGAGGGUGGCGGCGCACAGAAAGUUGCGAUUUCGAAGGAAUGUUCCGUCUUGCCACCUUCGGCCGGCAUGAAGUUUGUUCGUGGGAAAUUCCUAGAAGAGAAUCAAAGUGAAAAGCAAAAGGAAGUCCCACUUUCCUGGCGUUGUGGAUGGGCGGCGCAGAAAAGUGACACGAACUCACAGGCGAGAAAGUUUUGACGGACGAGUGUGUGCGAGGCAAAGUUAGGAGGAAAAGUUUCAUUAAAGUUAAAAAAAGAGAAAAUAAGCUUGAUGUACAAAAUAAACACAGAUUGUAAAUAUUGAUUCGUAUCAGAGCCAAGGCAGUGAGAUAGCAAAAUAAAAGAAAUGUUAAAAAGACGAAAGUAAAAUAAAAAUGGUAAAAAAGAACACACCUACACAACACAGUAACAAAUGUACACACAAACACACUGGAAAAAAAGCAAAUAAAGUCACACACACGCGUAAAAGUUUUUCAACAUAAA
Messenger RNA from Culex pipiens pallens (northern house mosquito), 2401 nucleotides. RefSeq lists its product as uncharacterized. The coding region runs from base 587 to 1525 and encodes 312 amino acids. The transcript has 5 exons. The record is from RefSeq and is a predicted model, not a curated record. NCBI's taxonomy places the organism in Eukaryota, Metazoa, Arthropoda, Insecta, Diptera, Culicidae.